AUUAUGUUCAACUGCAUGGGGCACUGUGAGCUUGACCUGCAUUUUAUGUUUGAGCUUUGGCAUUCUAUAAUUUCGCCUUACCGAGCCUGAAGGGAACGGUCACACAAGACACAGAGCUAAAAUGAAUCUAGGUGGAAUGUGGGACCAGCUGGUCGACUGCAUUUGCAGGCCUCCGAGGGAUGAAUACAGUAUUGAACAGCUCGCCGGGGGCACCAAGGGACGCUUUUCAAUCUCAGGACACCAAUGCCAACGAGACGACUUUACUCUGGUGAGCAAGGCUGGCUUCAAGCUGGAGUGCAGCCAUUACAAGCCAGAGGAGACUGCAGUGGCUGGCGAGAACAGCCUUCCCAUUGUCAUCUACUGCCACUGCAACAGCGGAAGCCGCAGGGAUGCAGAGGAAGCGCUGCACGUUCUCAUGCCCCAUGGCAUCCACGUUGUCACCCUGGACUUUGCGGGGUCUGGGAGGUCUGAGGGGCACUGGGUGAGCUUGGGGGCUCAUGAGGUGGAGGAUCUGGGGGUCCUGGUGGCACAUGUGCGCGAGAAGUUCCCAGGCGCCAUGAUUGGCCUGUGGGGUCGAUCCAUGGGCGCAGUCACCGCCCUGCUCUACAGCCAGCGGGACCCCUCCAUUGCUGGCGUGAUUGUGGACAGCCCAUUCUCGAGGCUGAAGGAUCUGAUGGUGGAGCUGACAGAGGAGCAGAAGCUGCCCAUCCCGCGCGCCUUCAUGCGCAUGGCGCUGUCCAUGAUGAAGCGCUCUGUGAAGAAGCGCGCCAACUUCAACAUCGACGACGUGUCCCCCAUCGACGUCGUUGGCCAAGCCUUCAUUCCAGCCCUCUUUGGCCACUCCGAGCAGGACUCCUUCAUCUCAAAGGCGCACUCACAGAAGCUGCAUGCAGCGUACGCUGGCGACAAGAACCUGAUCAUGUUUGAGGGGGACCACAACAGUCACCGGCCGCAGUUCUUCUAUGCGUCGGCCCUCAUCUUCCUCAACACCGUGCUGCAGAUUGACAAGCACCUGCCCAUGGCCGAAGCCACGGCCACAGCAGCAAACGACGGCGGGCUGCAAAGCGCGUCAGACUCAAACGCAGCACGGGAGGUGGAGGACAUGCUGGUGGGCCGGACGCUGAGCGUGCCCUGGAUCCGCGGCAGCACAUGGGCGGGCACGCAGGAAGAGCUGGAGGAAGCCUGGGCCGCAGAGGUCUCCCGCGGAUUGAUGGAGGGGGAGGUGCGGCUGGCGGAGGCCAGCCCAGCGGUGAGCCGCGUGUCGGCGGACGGUCGCGGGCGCUCCUUCAGCGAGCCCCCCGACGCUGGCGCGCCCUCCGUCAGGGGCGGCCGCAGCGAGGCCAGUGCUCAUGGCCCCACCCGCACCGCCAGCGCUGCCAGCGAGCUGCCCCUCUCCUCAGACAGCGAGGCAGGGCCCCCUGCCCUGCCCUUGCGUGGCAUCUUUUGCCUUAUAUUGGGAUCAGUGAAGACGCUGGAGCAGCAGCAUGCGGACGAGGCUGCCGCGCGCAAGGAGGAGGAGCACGCCUCGGAGCGGCUCAGGUGGCAGCUCAUGCAGGAGGAUGAGGCAGAGCUGCUGUCCCAGGCGCUGCGGCUGUCACUGGCAGAUCAGGGGAAGCCUCCCAGCGGCUCCGCCGCGUCCUCCUCAGCCACAGCCGCCAGGCCAGCUUCCAGACACGUCCCUCGCAGCGAGUACAUGCCAGCGUCUGUGGCCGCCAUGACCGACGAGGAUGCAGAGGAGGCGAUGCUUGUGGAAGCCAUACAGGCCUCCCUGAGAGAAGCUGACAACAACGCUGCGCUCAGUGGCGGGAUCAUAGACCAGCAGCCGACCGCCCAUUUGGCCGAAAGCUCUGCAGAUCAGGGGCUGGAGUUGCCAGGUGGUGUGAGUGAGAAGGGUGCUUCGGCUCCGCUGGACAAUGGACACACAUCAAAGCUUCCCCUCCAUGAAGAUACAAAUGAUGUGGCCGCCGUUCUCCAGCGAGGGCAAAUAUUCAGAGAGGCAAUGAAGGAACCGAGUGUCAGCCCGCACGCUGAGGCGAAUGGCAAUGUUGCCUUUGCCUUGGAUGGCCGCAAGGAGCCCAAAAGCCAUGUCUUGUCUGAUAUGUAUCAGCGGGCAGCAGAAGCCGCGGCCCGCGGGGACUACAGUGCAGCAGCCGCCGGGCGAUUUUCAGAUGAUGCCACAUGACGCAAGAGCAAAGGCUCAAGAAUCUUUUAAUGCAUUGACGGGAAGAUUUUGGCUGUCUUCGUAGUGAGCAGUCCUCACGGACUGCCUUUGUGCAGAUUUAUUUGGUGUUACAUCAUCUGCAUGUUCUGACCUGCUGUCCUCCCUGGCAAGUACAAUUGCUGCCACGCGCAUGUUUACAGAGUUGGAUCCGGGCUACUCGCCUUGUUUCAAUAUGGCAAUCAUGUUGGAGGGAGAGUGUGUGCCAGUGGCAGGCCUGGGCCCAUCAUGAUGAAGAAUGUUUUGUUUGUUUGCCGGGGGUCUUUGAUGACAUUCGGGUUCUGACAUAUUGAUUCUGAUCCUUAGUUCUGGGGUGGAUUUCAAGUUGAGCAGAUACAGCAGAGUCCAGCGCUGUCACAGCUAUGCAUGUUCGGGUUUGCUUCAAGCUGUCACUGCACCUGCGAAGCAGUGCUAAAUUUCUUAAGAUUUGUGAUCAUUCAUGAGUUGUUCUGCAGUCCCAGCAGUACUCCUGGGUACUUCAUGAACCUGAUCAAGAUCUUUGAUCACCUGUGGCCUUUAAAAUGGAUGAAGAUGGGCUAGCCAUCCUUGCAUUAGAUGAUCAUCAUGACGACCUCUCCACGUGGUGCACCUCUGGAGGGAUCCCUUGUAAUUUCGGACUUGGAUG
Messenger RNA from Coccomyxa subellipsoidea C-169, 2843 nucleotides. RefSeq names its product alpha/beta-hydrolase. The transcript is spliced from 14 exons. The coding region runs from base 122 to 2182 and encodes 686 amino acids. NCBI's taxonomy places the organism in Eukaryota, Viridiplantae, Chlorophyta, Trebouxiophyceae, Coccomyxaceae. The record is from RefSeq and is a predicted model, not a curated record.